ACUUACAAAUCCCAUGGAUCUGCUUUAAAUCACUCAGAAGACAACGCAAGCACAGCGCUACACAUCUACGCAUCCUUCCAUUUCUUAAAUUAGCCACCUUAAGCUUCGAGAUACCGCCCCCAAUUUCAGUGUCGGUACGGAGCCGCCAGGCCGGGACAGAGACGGAGAGAGAUCCCUCGGCCAUGGAAGCGCUCGGACCCGGCCCGCCUGCCCCUCCCUCCCUCUUCCAGCCACCGCGCCGGCCCGGCUUGGGUACGGUGGGGAAGCCGAUUCGCCUGCUGGCCAAUCACUUCCAGGUGCAGAUCCCCAAGAUCGACGUCUACCAUUACGACAUCGACAUCAAGCCUGAAAAGCGACCCCGCAGGGUCAACAGAGAGGUGGUGGACACGAUGGUGAGACACUUUAAGAUGCAGAUCUUUGGGGACAGGCAGCCUGGGUAUGAUGGCAAGAGGAACAUGUAUACGGCGCAUCCGCUACCCAUCGGCCGGGACCGGGUGGAUCUGGAGGUGACGUUGCCAGGCGAGGGGAAGGAUCAGACCUUCAAGGUGUCUCUGCAGUGGGUGUCGGUGGUGAGUCUGCAGAUGCUCCUGGAAGCUCUGUCCGGUCACCUGAACGAGGUCCCGGAGGAUUCUGUUCAGGCUCUGGAUGUCAUCACUCGUCACCUGCCCUCCAUGCGGUACACUCCAGUCGGUCGUUCCUUCUUCUCACCACCAGAGGGAUACUAUCACCCGCUGGGAGGAGGGAGGGAGGUUUGGUUUGGUUUCCAUCAGUCGGUCCGUCCAGCAAUGUGGAACAUGAUGCUCAACAUAGAUGUGUCAGCUACAGCCUUCUACCGAGCCCAGCCCGUCAUCGAGUUCAUGUGUGAGGUUCUGGACAUCCAGAACAUCAAUGAGCAGACCAAACCCCUCACAGAUUCACAACGUGUCAAGUUCACCAAGGAGAUCCGAGGACUGAAAGUGGAGGUCACACACUGCGGCCAGAUGAAGAGGAAGUACCGUGUGUGUAACGUCACGCGCCGCCCUGCCAGCCAUCAGACAUUUCCUUUGCAGCUCGAGAACGGACAAGCUAUGGAGUGCACCGUUGCCCAGUAUUUCAAACAAAAGUACAGCCUGCAGCUCAAAUACCCCCAUCUGCCCUGCCUCCAGGUGGGGCAGGAACAAAAGCACACCUACCUGCCCCUUGAGGUUUGUAACAUAGUGGCAGGACAGCGCUGUAUAAAGAAGCUAACAGAUAACCAGACCUCGACCAUGAUCAAAGCUACGGCCCGCUCCGCCCCAGACAGACAGGAAGAGAUCAGCAGACUGGUCAAAAGCAACAGCAUGGUGGGCGGGCCCGACCCGUACCUGAAAGAGUUCGGUAUCGUGGUGCACAAUGACAUGACCGAGGUGACUGGGCGGGUCCUCCCAGCGCCCAUGCUUCAGUAUGGGGGCCGGAACAAGACGGUGGCCACACCCAACCAGGGUGUCUGGGACAUGAGGGGAAAGCAGUUUUAUGCGGGUAUUGAGAUCAAGGUGUGGGCCGUGGCCUGCUUCGCCCCGCAGAAACAAUGCAGAGAGGAUCUGCUCAAGAGCUUCACCGACCAGCUGCGCAAGAUCUCCAAGGACGCCGGGAUGCCGAUCCAAGGCCAGCCCUGCUUCUGCAAGUACGCCCAGGGCGCAGACAGCGUGGAGCCCAUGUUCAAGCAUCUCAAGAUGUCUUACGUGGGACUACAGCUCAUUGUGGUCAUUCUGCCAGGGAAAACACCUGUCUAUGCGGAGGUGAAGCGUGUGGGAGACACUCUGCUGGGAAUGGCCACUCAGUGCGUGCAGGUGAAAAACGUGGUGAAGACGUCCCCUCAGACGCUGUCCAACCUCUGUCUGAAGAUCAACGCCAAACUAGGGGGCAUCAACAAUGUGCUGGUGCCACAUCAGAGGCCCUCUGUGUUCCAGCAGCCGGUCAUCUUCUUGGGCGCGGAUGUCACUCACCCACCCGCGGGCGACGGGAAGAAGCCGUCCAUUGCGGCGGUGGUGGGGAGCAUGGACGGACACCCCAGCCGCUACUGUGCCACCGUGCGGGUGCAGACUUCACGCCAGGAUCUGUCCCAGGAGCAGCUCUUCAGUCAGGAGGUCAUUCAGGAUCUCACCAACAUGGUGCGAGAGCUCCUCAUUCAGUUCUACAAGUCGACCCGGUUUAAGCCCACGCGCAUCAUCUACUACCGCGGAGGAGUUUCUGAGGGCCAGAUGAAGCAGGUCGCCUGGCCGGAGCUAAUCGCCAUCAGGAAAGCUUGCAUCAGUCUCGAAGAGGAUUACAGACCAGGAAUCACCUACAUCGUAGUGCAGAAACGUCACCACACUCGCCUCUUUUGCUCUGAUAAAGCCGAGAGGGUCGGGAAGAGUGGCAAUGUCCCAGCAGGCACUACAGUGGACAGCACCAUCACACACCCCUCAGAGUUUGACUUCUACCUGUGCAGCCAUGCUGGAAUCCAGGGCACUAGCCGUCCCUCUCACUAUCACGUCUUGUGGGAUGACAACUGUUUCACCGCCGACGAACUGCAGCUCUUGACUUACCAGCUUUGCCACACUUACGUGCGCUGCACCCGCUCCGUCUCCAUCCCAGCGCCAGCCUACUACGCCCGGCUCGUGGCGUUCCGUGCCCGUUACCACUUAGUGGACAAAGACCAUGACAGCGCUGAAGGCAGUCACGUAUCAGGACAGAGUAACGGCCGAGACCCUCAGGCCCUGGCGAAGGCGGUCCAGAUUCACUAUGAUACCCAGCACACUAUGUACUUCGCCUGACGUCAGCCAGCAGGAGACGCACUUCUACACUCCCUCUUCGAUCUGUCUCUCUCUCUCUUCCUCUUCCUGUUUCUCUAUCGCGUCGUCGUCUGCAGCCAAGCAGUUCUGAACCCAGGGGGCCAUCUGUCAAUCCAGUCGAAAUCGGUCGGCCUCAGAAGAACCAACCUCUACCAGCAGUCCUGCACUGAGAGGCUUCCUGCCUCCAAUGCACAGAGAAAAAAAUCAAUUUGAGCCAUUUUUAACACUUUCUUUUCUUGUUUUGAUUUUGAAUGUUUUUAAUUUGUAAUAUACACUGAGUGUGAGCAAACCUGCGCCAUUGGUCAGGGCAGCUCUGGCUCUCUUAGCUAAGCUGGACUCUGUCUACUUUUACCUCAAGCCGCCAUUGGCUGAAUCUUGUCACAUGUCUUUUGGGGUGGGGCGGGGGCGGGGCUUGCAUGUCCGGGUGGGGGGGGGGGGGUUGACUUGUUUAUCCUUUUUAUGGUCGUAUUUGGACUCUCCUCUCAGUCUUUUACAAACGAGGUGACCUGGGUAUACAUGCCCAUUACCCGCUACCGUUUUGUGCGCUUGUGUGCGCGUGUGUGUGUGUGCGUGUGUGUGUGUGUGUGUGUGAGAGUGUGUGAGUGAAUGUGAGUUCAUGUCUCAUGGCAAGCCACUGAAUUGUAAAGGGAAAUCUAGGAACGAACUGCUGUAAAUGCCUGGUUUUUUAUAUUAACACACACAUAGAUGUAUAAAAAAAAUAUAUAAAUAUUUACAACUCUAUAAGCAUAUUCCACUUGAUCUAACAGGCUUUCAUAAGCUGAUGGUUUUGUGUAGCAGUAGCAUUACCCAUGGGCAAACGGGGCUUGGUACAGGUGCCAUUCUGCCCGUGGCGAGACCGGAAACGCAUGCGUCUUGUUCGGAUGUUUAUUUUACAGGGUUAAAGGUAUGGCCAUUGCACAGUUACGGACGCGCCGUCUGAUAGGCUAGGCUUGCAACAUACAGCACUCUCCCUUCUUUUAUGCAUUUAUACAUAAGAUUCAAAUCAGAUUUGUAAGAGUUUAAUAUAAAUGUUUUUGUGGUAAACUUUAACAGUUUGUUAGAGUAGAUAAUCGUCGUUCUUGUCGUUUUAAUGUCGAUAUUGAUCAGUUGUCUGCAAAUCGGUCGCGUAACUAAUUAGGAGGCAUUGUGGGUUUUUUAUACGGCUUAAUUUCUUGUGGCAAUGGUAACGAGGGCCCAAAUUGCUUUGGUUUGUCCUUUUUCAUGUUCGAAAUGAUCAGUUUGAGUUUUAACUCCAUACCAAGUUAAUGGAAAGGAAGUGACAAAUCUGAAGUUUUUAGGGAGGAGUUAGCAAUGUUUGGCAGUUAUAUGAAUUUUACACUUAAAGUGUGUUUUAUUACUUCUGUGUGUGUAUAUGAACUUGAAUCUGAAUGAACUUUCUCUUGCGUAUUAAAGAUAGGACACCGUACAUGAAGACACGAGCCUGCGGUUUGAAGGGUCUCCGGCGCGCACGCCUCGUCAGGGGGACGCUCUCCAAAAACCCUUUUGUAAUAAACCAUCCGUAAAGCAGCAGGUUUGCUAUGAAUGAGUUUGAGCACCAGCCUGUCGUUGGCGUGGACGCUGGCCCCAUGAAAGAAGAGGAAACGGGCAAGGGCGUCACAUGCAAUAAAUUGGUUUUAGGUGUGGAAUGGGUUACUGGCUUCCAGUUCGAAUCGUGCGUGUCCUUUUUAGGUGGUUCGCUAAAUUGUUACAUGACAGUUUCUAUCAUGAUAUCAUUGCAAAGCAAUAUAACCCAAAAUCUAGAACAAUUUAAAAGCUGUAAUCGUCGAUGUGGCUGUUGGUUGGAAUCUUAUUGCCGUUUGUUUAUGUACUUAUUUUGCUUGUAUCAAUCAGUGGGAAUGUGCAUAUGGUGGACUAGCUCUUUAGGCUAUGUGGAAAAAUGUUCAAAUUUAAACUGUGCUCGCCUGCAUGCCAGAGUAUUGUUAUGAAAUAUUUAUUAUGGCGCGGAAUCUUUUUUUUUUUUUUUUUUUUUUUUUUUUUUUUAAAAUGCGUAAA
Messenger RNA from Ctenopharyngodon idella (grass carp), 4805 nucleotides. RefSeq names its product argonaute RISC component 4 (gene ago4). The record is from RefSeq and is a predicted model, not a curated record. NCBI's taxonomy places the organism in Eukaryota, Metazoa, Chordata, Actinopteri, Cypriniformes, Xenocyprididae. Gene Ontology annotation, molecular function: RNA binding; protein binding.